This is a messenger RNA of Nomia melanderi (Alkali bee), 990 nucleotides long. The record is from RefSeq and is a predicted model, not a curated record. NCBI's taxonomy places the organism in Eukaryota, Metazoa, Arthropoda, Insecta, Hymenoptera, Halictidae.
CAGGAUCUGUUGCUGACGGUGUCGCGACCCGUUUCUGUUCACAGGUAUCAGAAUGAGCUUCCAAAGAAGAUCAAAUCGCGCGGCAAGGACGCGCACCUCAAUCACGAAGAGCUGGUGCAAACGAUGAAGUGGAAGCAAAUACGCGGCAAAUUCUACCCCCAGCUGUCCUACUUGGUCAAAGUGAACACGCCCCGCGCGGUGAUGGCGGAGACGAAGAAGGCGUUCAAAAAGCUUCCGAAUCUCGAACAGGCGAUCACCGCUCUCUCGAAUUUGAAAGGUGUAGGCACCACGAUGGCGUCGGCCCUCUUGGCGGCGGCGUCGCCGGAGAAUGCACCGUUCAUGGCGGACGAGUGCCUGAUGGCGAUACCGGAAAUCGAGGGCAUCGAUUACACCACCAAGGAGUACCUCAACUUUGUCCAGCACAUUCAGAACACCGUCGAGAGGCUGAACAAACAGACGUCGAACGGGAAAACUUGGAGUCCCCACAGGGUGGAACUGGCGCUGUGGACCCACUACGUGGCGUCCGAGCUGAAGCCGGAGCUUCUCGACGGCAUUCCAGGCUCCACGGAGAACGGGAACUCUCAUCCGCCCAGCAACGGCGAGGCAACGGAGCCGUCGGACGACAGCAAUCAGGAAGUGGCGGUGAACGGUAAGGAGCCGGGCAGUAUUGAUCCAGCGGCCAUCGACGAGAACAGCACGACCACGUCCUUCACAGAGGACUCGAUGGAUAAACCGGCCACGCCGAUCACAGUCGCGGUUGCCAGCGAAGACACGAACGAUUCCCUCGCUACGAACGACAACGAGGACAGCAACAACACGCCGCGACCGACCGACAGCGAGGACACCGAGGACUCGCAAGACGUGCAGGAGCCGCCCACCAAGAAGAGUAAGAAGUGACCCACCACCAGUCAGGGAGCCACCAAUGCGAGCAACAACGUCAGCACCCUCGUGUCGGCUGCCAAUCUAACGCUGAUAGCAGCGAGGCGCUUC